Messenger RNA from Diuraphis noxia (Russian wheat aphid), 1231 nucleotides. Its product is annotated as mitochondrial potassium channel-like. Lineage: Eukaryota; Metazoa; Arthropoda; Insecta; Hemiptera; Aphididae. The record is from RefSeq and is a predicted model, not a curated record.
UUUAACAAUAUUUAUCUUUAAUCAAUCAUGUGUGUGUAUAGGUGCCUUAAUUAUACUAAAAUACAUAUGUCAAUUGUCACAUCCAUGAUAGUGUAAUCUAUUUUUAAUUUAAUAAUUCACCGAYAUUCAAAGUUGUUAAUACAUUUGUUAUUCAAUUAUUUUAAUUAGUCUAUAUUAUUGUCCACUACUAUACUAUGUACAAAUAUUCAACACAUCAUGUCUUCUGUAGCAGUGUUUACUUCUGGAAAUAAGAAGUGUGCUGGUUCAUCAAAAUCUAUCAGUUGGUAUCAAAUAGAUUGUGACUUGUGAUCACAUGAACCAUGAAAUUUAAAAAGCAUAUAGAAACAUUUUUACAUACAAUGAAGGAAAAAGCACAAACCAAACUUUCCAAAUCAAAUAAUUCACGAGCUGAAAUAUAUAACCGACUUGCAGCUUAUCGUCCAGAAUACGAUAAAGUUGUUUCAUGGUAUGAACGGGUAACUGGUUUAAGUGAAGUUCGAGUAGCCCAAGAUAGAGUGUUGGAGUCUCAAAAACAAUUUAUGAAUGCCCAAGAUAAAAGAAGAGAUGUUUCAGUGGAACUCAGAACAAUUCAAAACAAACUAAAAGACAUCCGAAAUGAACUUUUAAAUACUUCUAGAUCAGAAGAUAGGUAUAUUGAAUUAGUAACACAGGAACAUGCUUUAUUAAAACAAGAAAAUUAUAUCAUCGAUCGGGUAAACUAUAGUGAAAAAGAGGAAAGAGAUAGCUUCAUAUUACUCUCUACCACCUUGAAAGAUAGUCAUGAUCGAGAGAGAAUUCAAGCUGAGAGAACUAAAUAUGUAUCUAUUGUUGGCUCAAUUCUGGGUACUAUUAUUGGUAUAAUUGGAAGUACUGUAAUCAAUGCAUGGAAAAUGAAUGAAUUCAAAAGAAUGGUGUUGGAUGCCAAAUUGGAUUCAUCAAAUUCAAUCAAAAGUGAUCAGAUAAAACAUUUAUUGUUACAAGUUCAAAAACAAAAUAAAAUGUUGAAAAAUGCACAAUUCAAGUUAAAUUCAGAUAAACUGACAAGUAUCGUAGAGCCAAACUGGAAAUACACUGACCGUGAUGUUAUUAUAUUAACAACUAUAAAUUGUACUUUAGUAGCUCUAUCAGCAUAUUUAGUGUCAAAGUUAUUUUAAUCSGUGAUGUCUAUUCAAAUUUUGUUUUUAUUAUUGUUGUUGGUUUUUAUUUUUUAUCAAACAAUGUUCUCCCGUUA